AUGCGCAAGGACGUCCGCAUCGUCCUUGCAGGCGACCCAGACGUUGGCAAGUCGACCCUCAUCACCUCGCUCGUUAAAGAAGCCUACGUGGCCAAGGUACAAAAGGUCGUCCCGCCCAUCACACUUCCUCCAGAGGUCGCACCGGAGGCCGUCGUGACCAAGAUCGUCGACACAAGCUCCAGCCCAGAGCACCGCGGCAACCUCGAGGCCGAACUCCGCCGCGCCAAUGUCAUUUGCAUCGUUUACUCGAUCUCAGCACCCUCUUCCUUCGAUCGUAUACCCACCUACUGGCUGCCUUACAUCCGCUCAUUAGGCAUCAAUGUUCCCGUCAUCCUCGUGGGCAACAAGAUCGACCUCAGAUCCGGCGACGUGACCAAUGCUGCCCUCGAAGAUGAGUUGGCGCCCGUCAUGGCAGAAUUCAAGGAGGUUGAGACCUGCGUCGAGUGCUCAGCGCGCAUUCCGCUCAACGUCAGUGAGGUCUUUUACUUUGCUCAGAAAGCCGUUCUCUAUCCGACAGCACCGCUUUACGACAGUCGAGAGCACGUGCUCAAACCAGCCUGCGUCGAUGCGCUCAAGCGCAUAUUUCGACUCUGCGACUCGGACAAGGAUGGACUGCUCAGCGACGCGGAACUCAACGACUUCCAACGCAAGUGCUUCGACACACCGCUUCAAGCACAGGAGCUUGAAGGCAUCAAAGAUCUCGUCGUCCAAGCACCCAUCGCCGGCCUGCGCUACAGCCACGAGAACGGCAGCGUAGCCGCUUCGGGAUCGAGCGCCAAUGGUGAUGCCCCCUCACAUCACCCACACCUGCGCGAAGGAAGCCUUACCAUGGCCGGUUUCCUCUACCUUCACACGCUCUUCAUCCAACGAGGGCGGCUCGAGACCACCUGGACAGUCUUGCGCACCUUUGGGUACGGCGUCGACCUUAGUCUGGAAGAUUCGUUUGUUAAGCCUACCUUUGCAGUGCCGCCGGAAUGCUCGGUAGAGCUCUCUCCCAACGGAUACCAGUUCUUGACCGACAUCUUUGAGGUGCACGACAAGGAUCGCGACGGCGCGCUUAGCGAGGAGGAGCUCGACAGUCUCUUUGUCACUGCACCAGACAACCGCCAUCCUUGGCAAGGUACGGGCUUCCCUGCCUCCACCAUCACCGACGAGCAUGGCGCCGUCACGUUGCAAGGCUGGCUUGCGCAGUGGAGUAUGACUACGUUGCUGGACCAUCGUACCACAUUGGCCUACCUGGCCUACCUCGGAUAUCCCUCGUUCCCUCUGGCAGGUUCAUCUAGCAGCUCUUCCACCCCGGCGCCAAUACCGCUCACGCCCACCGGCCCACCUGGCUCGCGACCCUCACGCAACCGCACACCAUGUCCGCCUUCCACGACCACAGCGUUGAAGCUCACGCGACCAAGAAAGACGGACAAGAAGAAGAAGGGCGCGAUCCAGAGGAGCGUAUUCCUCGGCUUUGUGCUUGGCGCAGCGGGCAGCGGCAAAACAGCCAUCCUGCGCAACAUGGUCGGCAAGCGCUUCGCAAAUGGGUACGAGCCGACGCAAAAGAUGAUGAGCGUGGUGAGUACCGUGGAGCAGGCUGGAGCGGAGCGGUAUCUUGUGUUGCAGGAGUUUGGGUCGCGCUACGAGGCUGAAGUGCUGCGCAACACGGCCAAGCUGUCGGCUGCCGACGUCAUCGUGUUUGUCUACGAUUCGAGCGACACCAACUCGUUCAGCUACAUUUCCAACUUGCGCCAGCAGUAUCCGUUGUUGCAGUCGAUGCCGUCGCUGUUCGUCGCUACCAAGGCUGAUCUUGACCUGGCACAGCAACGCCACGAGGUGCAGCCAGAUACCUAUUGCCGCAAGCUAGGCCUCAAGAUUCCGGGCCUGGGAGCAGGACCUCUCAACAUCAGCAUCCGCGAUGGCCAGUCGGCGGACCUGUACGGUGUCAUCUGUGCGAUCGCUGUCGAUCCGAAAGGAGCCGUGCAGGGCGGCAACGAUCGCAAUGCACUCAGCUUUGGAACGAAUCGAUGGCAAUUCUGGGGCUACAUUGGACUCGUCGUGAUUGGCGGCGGAGGAGCCGUGUGGAUUUGCGCGAGGGUGCUCAAAGUGCCCAUCGGAAGCACUCUCGGCUUCGGAGGCAAUGCGUCGUCGGCAAGCUGGUGGUCGUCGGGCGCACAAGCUCGCGGUGCGGGCGACCCCAACGCCACCAAGGUCUCGAGUUGGCUCGACUGGAUCCGCUGGCAAGGAUCGUCCGGUGUGAGAAGCGAGCUCUGA
This is a messenger RNA of Pseudozyma hubeiensis SY62, 2259 nucleotides long. RefSeq lists its product as hypothetical. Lineage: Eukaryota; Fungi; Basidiomycota; Ustilaginomycetes; Ustilaginales; Ustilaginaceae. Gene Ontology annotation, biological process: small GTPase-mediated signal transduction. The transcript has a single exon. Gene Ontology annotation, molecular function: GTP binding; GTPase activity; calcium ion binding. The record is from RefSeq and is a predicted model, not a curated record. The coding region runs from base 1 to 2259 and encodes 752 amino acids.